Molecule: messenger RNA, 696 nt
Organism: Opisthocomus hoazin
Lineage: Eukaryota; Metazoa; Chordata; Aves; Opisthocomiformes; Opisthocomidae
Source: RefSeq, a predicted model, not a curated record
UCCCGUGUCUGCCAGGUGUCCCGCCCCUCGGCCGUCCCCAGCCUGUCCAGCUUCCGCACCACCCGCGUGACGCCCCUGCGCUCCUACCAAAGCGCUUACCAAGGGGCUGGCGAGCUGCUGGACUUCAGCCUGGCCGACGCCAUGAACCAGGAGUUCCUCCAGACCCGCACCAACGAAAAGGUGGAGCUGCAGGAGCUCAACGACCGCUUCGCCAACUACAUCGAGAAGGUACGUUUCUUGGAGCAGCAGAAUGCCCUCAUGGUGGCCGAGGUGAACCGCCUGCGGGGCAAGGAGCCCACCCGCGUGGCCGAGAUGUACGAGGAGGAGCUGCGGGAGCUCCGGCGCCAGGUGGACGUGCUCACCAGCCAGCGGGCCCGCGUUGAGGUUGAGCGUGACAACCUGCUGGAUGACCUGCAGAAACUCAAGCAGAGCAGAGCUGAGGUCGGGCUGCGAUGCCACGGGACCCCCAGAGCUGGGGGGAUUGGAGUGUCCCACCCCAAGGGUCUCCAUCCCUGCUCAUGCCAGGGAGAGCUGGGGAGCCCGUGGGUGUCUGACCUGACACAAGCGGCCAACAAGAACAAUGACGCGCUGCGGCAGGCGAAACAGGAGAUGCUGGAGUACCGGCACCAGAUCCAGUCCUACACCUGCGAGAUUGAUGCCCUCAAGGGCACGAACGACUCGCUGAUGCGCCAGAUG